Phycomyces blakesleeanus NRRL 1555(-) is the source of this 474-nucleotide messenger RNA. RefSeq lists its product as hypothetical. The record is from RefSeq and is a predicted model, not a curated record. The transcript is spliced from 4 exons. Bases 1 to 474 code for a protein of 157 amino acids. NCBI's taxonomy places the organism in Eukaryota, Fungi, Mucoromycota, Mucoromycetes, Mucorales, Phycomycetaceae.
AUGUUUGCCCAAACCUCUUCAAAAUCCAACUCUACUUCCUCUGUUCCUGCUAAAAGACAACGAUCGUACUCUCAAGAGUCGAUUAAUAUCUCUACAGAAAGCUCCAAAUCUUCUAAUGACUGUUUUAUGGAUAUCGACUCUGGUAAUCGUUCUCUUGGCGAGUUUCAUAUCGCAUUGUGUAAUCUUGGUGAAGAGACUGAUGAAGAUGAUGAUGAUAUUGAUAUUCUUCUGGAUCCAUCUCAACUUGAUGUGGAAAGUCAAUUUGUCUAUGAAAUUAUAUCUUUUGUUCCAACUAUACCUGUGACAAAGUUUGCUUUAUUACUCUCAGUAAAAAGCAUUCAGAUUUUGAAUUUUUGCUUAUGGCACGUUGCGAGUGUCUUUAAACUUCUGGAUGGUCCAAAUAAUGGAUUGAGCCAUGAUCUUGGGGAGAGUAUGGUUGUUAGAGAUUGGACAGAAAUCUAUUCAAAAUCAUAA